AUGGCGACAUCAAAAUCUUCUUCUGUAUCUGGUCGACCUCUUGGAGAGCAGGCAAGAGAAAUUGUGUAUAAAGUUGCAGAACACUUGAAAGGAAUGAAGAAAGAACAUGAUUUGACAUUUAAUUUGGCCGAGGAAACAUCAACAGCUACAGAACCAAGCGUUAUAGUGAUGGACAAUGCAAAAUACCAUUGCGUAGAGGAAGACAAAAAACCAACAAGUGGUUCUUUGAAGAAGAACAUUCAAGACUGGCUUCAUAAACACAACAUUGACUAUGACGAAAAUUUUACCAAAGUAGAACUUUUGAUGUUGGUGCAAAACGUCCAGAGGGAGCCGGUGUACAAAAUAGACCAGCUUAUUAACAAUUUUGGACAUCAAGUGCUGCGACUGCCACCAUAUCACCCCGACCUCAACCCCAUUGAGUUGGUAUGGGGAGCUAUAAAAGGACAGGUUGCUAAAGAUGUAGCUGCAAAGACAUUGGACCAAAAAAUGAGACUUUGUGACAGUCUGUUUACGUCAUACACUGCAGAAGAAUGGAAGAAAUGUUGUGAACAUGUCAAAAAGGUCGAACAAGAUUACUGGGAAAAAGACCAUAUAAUAGACAAUGAAAUCGACAGACUGAUAAUUUCAGUAAACCAAAAUGAAUCUGAGGAUGACAGUGAUAUCAGUGAUUUCAUUACCGAUUCGGAAUAG
Molecule: messenger RNA, 690 nt
Organism: Macrosteles quadrilineatus (aster leafhopper)
Lineage: Eukaryota; Metazoa; Arthropoda; Insecta; Hemiptera; Cicadellidae
Exons: 3
Coding region: 1-690 (229 amino acids)
Molecular function (GO): nucleic acid binding
Source: RefSeq, a predicted model, not a curated record